Monoraphidium neglectum is the source of this 285-nucleotide messenger RNA. RefSeq lists its product as hypothetical. NCBI's taxonomy places the organism in Eukaryota, Viridiplantae, Chlorophyta, Chlorophyceae, Sphaeropleales, Selenastraceae. The transcript has a single exon. The record is from RefSeq and is a predicted model, not a curated record. The annotation marks the transcript as partial.
GAGGAGGGCGGGGACGACCUGCUGGCCGCGGUGGAGGAGGCGCGGCGCGCGGCGGCGGCCGCCAAGGCUGCGGCGAGGGGCAAGGGCGGCGCGGGCCGCGGCGUUGCCAGCAGGGCCGUGGGCAUCGGCGGCGGCGGCGGCGGCGGGCGUGAUGGCUUCAGCGAUGACGAUGACGAGGACGCUGACGAGGCGCUGGUUGACCUGGCGCUGGAGGAGAUGCUGGAGGCCGCGGGGGGCGGCAGCGGCAGCGACGACUUUGGGGUGCACGACGACUACGAGGGGUGA